Molecule: messenger RNA, 1092 nt
Organism: Trypanosoma cruzi
Lineage: Eukaryota; Euglenozoa; Kinetoplastea; Trypanosomatida; Trypanosomatidae
Exons: 1
Coding region: 1-1092 (363 amino acids)
Source: RefSeq, a predicted model, not a curated record
AUGAGAAUUUUCAUUUAUUUGCUGCCGUACUGUCGUUUUAUUUUCUCCCUCUCCCUAUCUCUCUCUGCAAUUGUGUGUGUCGUUGUUCUGUAUCUUUUUGUAGCAUUACUGUCUCCUUUUUUGUGUGUAUGUGGGUAUGUUUUGUUUGGUUUUGUUUUUAUUGCUCCAUGCUCUCUUUGCAGUUCCCCCACUAAAUCACUCCUUAAGCCACUUGACGGCGUGCAUAUGCAAGCGAACGGGGCGAGUCUCUCGGAGAAGACGGAGUCCUCAGGAAAUGCCGCCACUCUGACGUACUCUGUGGCCCCGCACCCUUUUAGCUACCAGACCCUUUUUGCCAUUGUCAUGGUUUCCGUUUCGGCGAAUCAAGGAACGUUGGGCAAUCUGAAAUCUUGGAUGAGGCGUGUCCAGGACUACUCCAAAAAAGGGCGUAUUAAAUGGUCUCAAGUAGCCUUUACGCACUGCUUUUCGCGUCAACUGGAAGUCAGAAGGAGCUGUGUUGUGGCGAGUGUGUCAUGUGCACUCCUCUCACAUGGCGAACGGCACUGGGGUGUACUGUGGGCGACGUCACAUGGUCUGUAUUUCAGAAGUGUGGUGGAAAAUGAAAUUUUUGGCUCCAUUUUCAAGGAAAAGAGCGAGAAGAAAAUGACGAUGGAUAAAUUGGAGGAUAAUGAAAAGACAUGGGGAGAUGAAUCAUUGGCCUUGAAGGAGGUUUUGUCUUUCAAGGACGUCGUCUCACUGCUUCCCUCCAUAGCACUUGAAGUAGUCGAUGAUGGUCCGCCGUACGUGAUGGGUAUACCGAAUCCUAUCGUGAGGCCAAACACCUUGCAAGUCUUUACAGUCUCUCCGAAUCAGAUCUACCAGUUUGUGCACAUGCACGAUCUGACAGUGAUUCCACCCUCGAGUUCCACUGUCAUGGGAGAUACAUCCGAAAAAAUGUUGCUAAAGCAUGAGUAUGAUGUAAUUAGAAACUUUCCUAGUGAAUUUGAUGCCGUUACGUUUUGUGCCUUAACAGAGCGGCUCUGGGAAGCUCGUCUAAAGGCGUUGCAAAUCCCGCUUUGCCGAGAUGGCGUCACAUAUGCUGCCAGACACUGA